Messenger RNA from Ostrinia nubilalis (European corn borer), 694 nucleotides. RefSeq names its product THAP domain-containing protein 5-like. NCBI's taxonomy places the organism in Eukaryota, Metazoa, Arthropoda, Insecta, Lepidoptera, Crambidae. The record is from RefSeq and is a predicted model, not a curated record. Bases 149 to 682 code for a protein of 177 amino acids. The transcript is spliced from 4 exons.
UUUUUCAUUAAAAACAACCCUAUGUGAUGAAAAUGUAAAUGUACUUUCAAAACUGGUAAAUGCAUGAACCAGGGCAUUGACACUGGUUGGAGAGAAAUUAUAGGCUUUGUUUAAUUAAUACCUAUUUCAUUUUAGGCUUCUACUGACAAUGGAGAGUAGAAACAACAAGAAGUGCGUUAUUUGUAAUAAGAGGCGAAGUCGUGGUGGAUCACCCUUACUUUUGAGUAGGUUUCCUCUGGAUUCUGACCGUUGUCGAAUGUGGGUUAAAAAUGCUGGCAUAGAAGACUUAGCAUAUGUACCUAUUGAAAAGUUACACCAACUGAAGUUUGUUUGUGGUGGGCACUUCACUCCUGAAUCCUUCAAUGCCAAAGGAACUCGGCUGAAGAACUCAGCUAUUCCAACACUGGAAUUGAGCAAUCCCAUCUUGCCAGAUGAAGUUUUGACAGAGUUUCCUCUUCACGUAAAAGACUCCAAUAAAGAAAACCUCAAGACAGUUCUUUAUGAUCAUUCAUAUUGCAUUCCAAAGAAGUCAAAUCCAGUUGAACGAGUUCCCCUUACAACUACAACCAAACAACUAAAUUCAACAUGUUUGGGAGCUGUGGAUAUACCAGAUUCUGGUAUUUCUGCGAAAACAACUUUUGAACCUCUUCCUUCUACUUCCAAUGCACCAGAACAUUUAUGACCUAUAAACCCA